Molecule: messenger RNA, 1401 nt
Organism: Penicillium samsonianum
Lineage: Eukaryota; Fungi; Ascomycota; Eurotiomycetes; Eurotiales; Aspergillaceae
Product: Tetratricopeptide-like helical
Exons: 4
Coding region: 1-1401 (466 amino acids)
Biological process (GO): nucleoside metabolic process
Molecular function (GO): catalytic activity
Source: RefSeq, a predicted model, not a curated record
AUGAUAUUCUCACAUGAAGACUACACGGUCGCGUGGAUCUGCGCCUUGCCACUAGAAAUGACAGCGGCAAAGACGAUGCUUGACAAACUCCACAGUCAACUGUCCCAGUCCAAAUCCGACCACAACGCCUACACAUUUGGUAGCGUUAGUGGACACAAUAUAGUGGUAGCCUGCCUACCGUCAGGGGUUUACGGAACCACCUCUGCAGCAGUCGUGCUCGCUCACAUGAUUCCGACGUUUCCGUCUCUCCGAUUUGGGUUGAUGGUGGGCAUCGGGGGCGGUGUACCCAGCAAAGAUGCCGAUAUUCGCGUGGGCGACGUGGUUAUCAGCAUGCCAGCUGCGACCUCUGGGGGCGUGAUCCAGUAUGACUAUGGGAAGACACUUCGUGAUGGAUGUUUCGAACGCACUGGGUCGCUCAACAAGCCACCGCAAUAUUUGCUAACUGCAAUAUCUCAAAUGCGCAGUAAUGUCACGGGUGGAAACAUAUUGAUUGAAGAAAUCGCAUCCGAGAUACUUCAGAAACAUGAAAAGCUUCAAGAACAAUUUUCACGCCCAGAUAAAGAUUGGCUGUUCCAAGCGAGCCCGACCAAGGUUGCUAUUCAUGGGCUAGGAGGGAUUGGGAAAACACAAAUCGCCCUGGAGCUGGCCUACCGCACGCGAGAAAAGGUCCCUGAAUGCUCCAUCUUUUGGAUUCCAUGUACCAGCUACAAGAGUGUGCAACAAGCCUACAUGAACAUUGCCUCGGCACUAGGCAUUUCGGAUAUAGAGCCAGCGAAGAUGAAAGAGCAAGGCCGGAAAAUGGCUUCUGGUUUUGACAACGCAGACAAUAUGGAAAUGUGGACCAAGGGGAGCGCGACUGCGCCACCGCUCAAAUAUAUUCUCCCUCGCAGUGAGAAUGGUCAUGUUCCCUUUACCUCUCGUAAUCGAAAGCUAGCUGUGAGAGUGGCAUCACCCAAUGUUCUAUUUAUUCCCGAUGUCGAUCAAAUCACUGCCAUGAAGAUACUGGAAAAUUCACUCAUCCAAGUGGGUCUGCUGCAUAACAACUAUACAACUGCCGCUCUCCUUGAGCAGCGUGGAUUUCUACCGCUUGCAAUAAACCAAGCCGCUGCCUACAUAAACGAAAACAAGAUCGAGCUAUCUGAUUAUCUGUCACUAUUCAAAGAGCGAGAGACAGACGCAGCUGAGCUGUUGAGCGAAGAAUUCCAUGAUGACGGACGUUACGCCGGGAUUCAGAACCCACAGAUCCAGGAUUUAGAUAAAUUGGCAGCAGACUAUUUGUCAUUCAUGGCCUGCAUUAACCCCCGAGAUAUCCCGCAGUCGAUUCUUCCACCUCCAAGUUCGGCAAAAAGGAGGACUGAUGCACUAGGUUUUUUGAACGCGUAUUCCUUUAUGUAUCAGUGA